AAUGAGAGUAUCUACUGCACAAACAGUCUGACUCUCGAAUUCAAUUUGAGUUUUGUAUAACUUGGAAAGCGUGCCAUUAUCUCAGUGUGUAAAUAUCACACCAUAUAUAGUUAGUAACAUAGUUAAAGAAGGUCUAUUUUUUGUUGUUGUUGUUGGUUGUUUCUGAUAUCUUAAUUAACGAGAGAUGGAAGAUGAUCAAGCUGCCUCAAAAACCCUCCACCGGACUGGGACUGUAUGGACAGCAAGUGCCCACAUAAUUACUGCUGUGAUGGGGUCUGGAGUUCUGUCUUUGGCUUGGGCAGUAGCUCAGCUGGGAUGGAUUCUUGGUCCAGCCGCCAUUUUGUUGUUCUCUUUACUCACUAACUACACUCUUCAUGUUGCCUGUAAACGUUGUCGUGACCCUGACACCGGACAGAGAAGUUCUACUUACAUGGAUGCUGUUCGAUCAACUCUCGGUGAGUCCAGAGCCAGGCUUUGUGGUUGGGUUCAGUACCUUAACCAUUUUGGAUUAUGUAUUGGGUAUACUAUAAUAUCGGCAACUAGCAUGAUGGCUAUCAAAAGGUCUGACUGCUUCCACAAGAGUGGUAGCAAGAAUCCAUGCCAUAUGCACAACUACCCUUAUAUGAUUGCAUUUGGAAUUGCGGAAAUCAUUUUCUCUCAGAUUCUUGACUUCCAUCAGCUGGGGUGGCUGUUCAUUGUUGCUGCAGUCAUGUCCGUCACUUACUCCACAAUUGUACUUGGUCUUGGAUUUGCUCAAGUUGCAGAAAAUGGAAAAAUCAUGGGAAGUCUAACCGGAAUAAGCAUUGUCACUGUGUCUCCAACCCAGAAGGUAUGGAAGACUUUCAGUGCUCUUGGAGACAUUGCUUUUGCUUACUCUUAUUCCCUCGUCAUUAUUGAAAUUCAGGAUACCAUUAGAUCACCAUCAGAAUUCAAGACAAUGAAGAAAGCAUCUCUAAUCAGUGUUACAGUGGCUACCCUGUUCUACAUGCUCUGUGGCUGUAUGGGUUAUGCUGCAUUUGGAGACUCAACCCCUGGAAACCUCCUCACUGGUUUUGGCCUCUAUAACCCAUCAUGGCUCCUUGACAUAGCCAAUGUCGCUACUGUCAUCCUCCUUGUUGGUGCUUAUCAAGUCUAUUGCCAACCUCUUUUCGCCUUCAUUGAGAAACAGGCGGCGGAAAGAUACCCAGAUUGGGAAUUCGUCACCGAAGAAAUGGAGAUCCCUAUCCCGGGUUUUCACCCUUACAAUCUGAACCUCUUUAGGUUGGUUUGGAGGACACUUUUUGUAAUCACCACUACUACCAUCUCCAUUCUUCUUCCCUACUUCAACCACGUGGUUGGACUCUUCCUUGCUGUGGGAUUCUGGCCCCUCACAAUUUACUUCCCAGUGCAGAUGUAUAUCAAACGAAAGAAAAUUCUAAAGCGGAGCAUAAAAUGGUUCUGCCUCCAAGUCCUGAGCAUUUCCUGCUUUAUUAUCACCAUUGCAACAGCUGCUGGCUCUAUUGUAGGAAUUUUUGUUGAUCUUAAGUCAUAUUAGUCUUGAUCAUUAGGGUAUAGGGUUUCUUGUUAAUGUCUCUUCAAGCACUUAAGUUUUUUUAUUGGAUUUUGUAUGGAGAACAAAUUAACUAAGACUAAGGAGUUGUGGCCGCCCCAAAAAGAGAAAAAAGAGUUGUGGCUUAGUUGGCAAAUAAAUUUGCUCUUCACUU
Rubroshorea leprosula is the source of this 1703-nucleotide messenger RNA. Lineage: Eukaryota; Viridiplantae; Streptophyta; Magnoliopsida; Malvales; Dipterocarpaceae. The record is from the annotation of a GenBank genome assembly.